AGGACGCCUGUGCAACACUUGUUUUCACACCUUGAAAUCACAACAUUGGUUUGAAGACGAUGUUUGUUCGUGGUAACUCAAACUCACACCUUAACAUGUGACUUGCUGCUGCUGCUGUCAGGAGAAAUAUAGAGGUAUAAAAAGUCAGGGGGACAAAUAGAUUGUCAGGUUCAUACGUUUUUCGGUAAUCAUUCUGUAAUACAGCCCCGCACCUGUCCUCACUCCAUCAUUAGCUGGACUAUUUAUUAUGGCGAGCCAGCAUGUGUGAUCACCACGAGGACGGCUAGUACUGACUUCCCAGGAAGCUUUGCGCUAAAGUGCUCGGCAGGCAGGGAGGGGGAGGGGAGGACACUGGCUGGAGCAGUGCACAUGCGGACUGCAGCGCCCUCACACGAGCAACGGACUUUUUGGAGAGCACACGAGCGGCCAGACACACAGAUGAUACGAGGGAGGCGAGUAGACACAAACAGGUGUGCAGCACUGGCCACUCACCUCCUCGUCUUUUUGCUGUGAACUUUGACAUGAACAUCAGGUAACAGCUGGGAGGGACACAGGUUUCCGGACUGUUUUGAAACAACAGUCUCGCGGCGAUCAGAAGAACUCCUUUUUAUCAAGUCCUCCGGCAGAGGAAGGACAAAAGAAAGACAAAACAUCUGCGUCCAUGAUCGGCUGGAUUCUAAUGGAAAUCAUGCUUCUAAAAAGUGAUUUCACUCAUUCUUUUUGUGUGAAAUGUGGUUUCUAGGAAACAUUUUUAAGACCUGUCACAACCGCCAGAAGGCAGUGUUUUCAGGAGUCAGCCAUUCACGCUUACCUCAGGUGCUGGUAAACAGACGCAAUUAAAAACUUUAUUCUAAGACAAUAGAAAGAGAAAAAAAAAACAACAGAAAGAACAAAACCAAGAUAAAAUAAAUGAAUGUUCUAGGCUUAUCUGUGGAUGUAAUUGCUCAUAGUUAUCAUGUUAACAAAGCGGAGUCUUGUAAACAUGUUGUUUAUUGCCUGAGCUCUAGUUCCCGGAUGGUGCAGAGUGAAUUCCUUCCAACAUCCGUGUUCACGUGGACCAGCAGUAGCUCUGUGAAAGCUCGUCACAAUGUCACCUUAGUUGAGAACAAUCCAGUAUUCUCGACAUCCUUAGUGGUGGUGUCCUGACCCCACACCAGAAGUUGUCUCUCUGUGGAUGCCUGGUGUUUUGGUGGCGCUGGUGAAGACGACAGUGAGCCACUCUCCGUAUCGUCCUUCAACUCGAGACAAUGACGUCACCUGACCUCAUCUACGAAAUCGAGCUGGCCAAUGACAGCUACUUGACGAACACCAGAGCACCCAGCGACGACUACAAUGUGUCGAUGGGGGAGAUCUAUGACCCCGGUACCAUGCUGGCCGACCACUCAGUGGCAAACAUUGCUCUCAUCAGUGUGUAUGCCGUCUUUCUCCUGGCCAGCGUCGGCAACAUCUUCGUCCUUCUGGUCAUCCUGCUGGACCCCAGGAUGCGCAAGAGCGCCGCUAACUUCUUCUUGGUCAACCUCGCCAUCUCCGACCUGCUAGUGGCAGUUUUUUGCAUCCCCAUUACGGUGGCUGAAUACGUCAAUCACUUCUGGGUGUUUGGCAACUCCAUGUGCAAGGGCACCGGUUAUCUGCAAGGAAUAAGCAUCGUGGCGAGCGUGCUCACCAUCGUCUGCAUGGCAUUUGACCGUUACUUCGCCAUCAGGCACCCCAUGAAGAACCGGCAGAUCUUCACCGUGCGACGGGUGAAACAGUUAAUUCUCGUCACGUGGUUCCUCGCCGCCAUCUUGGUCAUUCCCAUUCUAGUUGUGCGCAAGGUGGAGAGCCAUGACUUUGGGGUGAAUAGUGCUUACCAGCUGGGCAUGACUAUGUCGGACUUGUCAGUGCAAUAUUGCACAGAGGCUUGGCCCAGUGACUUCAGCAGACAGGUGUAUGGCGUUGUCUUCCUGGGCCUGGUGUACGUCAUACCCGGCACCCUGACCGUCUUCCUGUACAUGCGCACUGGCACCACGUUGUGGGCAAAAGACCAAACCCUAACAAGACAAAACUCUUUCAUCACAAACGAAGGAAAAUUGGUGCUGACCAGAAGGCGGCUGGCACUAAUGAUGAUCAUCAUAUCUCUCCUGUUUGCCGUCUGUUGGCUGCCCUACUACAUAAUCAACAUUUGUCUGGACUUCAGUCCCCUCAUGUCCAAGCAUUUGAUCCCCCUGUACCCCUUCACCGUACUUCUGGGCCAUUCCAACAGUGCUCAGAACCCCGUGCUGUACUGCCUGAUGCACCGCGCCUUCCAGCAGGCUCUGCUCCGCCUCCUGAGGUGCCAGUGCAAAACUGUCUCCCGUAGUAAGUUCGAUUCUUGGAGAACGCGCCAUUCGGAGGAAACACAUUUGCACAUAUCACCUGCCAGACGAACUUUGACCAACUGGAUGGAGAGAAUUAUUACCACAUCAACGCGGUAUGACCCACUGUGACCCCACUUGAUGGAGAAGACAACGUGUGACCCACUUGCGGAGCGCCGUACACACAAUUAAAGACUGCAGUUGACGGUCCUCGCCUGUGGCUGUCACAUCAAAUGAAGACUGUCUUAUGUUUUAAUAUUACUGGUACCUAAACAUAGAGUUUAAGCAGAACGUGUAUUUAUCUUGUUUUUAAAACUUGUGAACAGAGUGUGAUGGCGGAGAGACAAGCUACAGCUGCGCCUCCUGAUAUUUUUAUGUUAGGGCAGGUGGGAGGGUUGAAUGGGUGGGUGUGGGGGUGCAUGCAGAUAAUUAUUAUGCUUUACUUGUGUGUUAUACUGAUGUGACAUUAGGCCACGUAAUCGACAAAAAAGGAAUGUUACUAAGUUAAUAUUUCUCAUAAAUAACAUGACUUAAACAAAGUACGUUUUUAUCACUAACAUUUGUAAACAAAUGUUUUGAAAUUCCUUAAAAAAUGUGUUUUGGGGUUUCGCUUUUCCUCAUACUAUUGUCAUCAUAAAUGUGCCAAAACUUUAGUCUGGCCUAGAGGAGAAUGAGUUGGUUAUGAAGAAUCUAUUGCUGUAACUAUAUCUACGAUUCUAAAAUAUGCAUGAAGUACAGACAUGUGCGUCCAAUUGUCAUAUUACGCGAUUUACCUGCCAUUGACUUUAGUUGUGCCCCUAACUUCCCUU
Pomacea canaliculata is the source of this 3142-nucleotide messenger RNA. RefSeq names its product gastrin/cholecystokinin type B receptor-like. Gene Ontology annotation, biological process: G protein-coupled receptor signaling pathway. NCBI's taxonomy places the organism in Eukaryota, Metazoa, Mollusca, Gastropoda, Architaenioglossa, Ampullariidae. Gene Ontology annotation, cellular component: membrane. Gene Ontology annotation, molecular function: peptide binding; G protein-coupled receptor activity. The record is from RefSeq and is a predicted model, not a curated record.